Messenger RNA from Archocentrus centrarchus (flier cichlid), 3647 nucleotides. It is a transcript of the gene ikzf5, whose product is annotated as IKAROS family zinc finger 5. The transcript has 4 exons. Bases 463 to 1734 code for a protein of 423 amino acids. Gene Ontology annotation, molecular function: DNA-binding transcription factor activity; RNA polymerase II cis-regulatory region sequence-specific DNA binding. NCBI's taxonomy places the organism in Eukaryota, Metazoa, Chordata, Actinopteri, Cichliformes, Cichlidae. The record is from RefSeq and is a predicted model, not a curated record. Gene Ontology annotation, biological process: regulation of transcription by RNA polymerase II.
CGGACACAGAAUGAACUUUAACCUCUUAAAAUGAGCUAUUGUUUUGAUUAAGUAGGCUGAGUUUUCGUGUGAAUUAUUACUAGUUUUUCGAUUAAAAAAAAUAUCUUAUCUCUCCAGUAUUCUUUACAAUCUAGUUAAAAGUAAAUAAUGACCAGAAAUUCGGGGUAGUCGUUAACAAAGAUGGUUUCUUCCACAUAAGCUAACGUUAGCUUCUCGGCUAACGUAGCGUAGCGUAGCUUUGGUAACAACGUUGCGAAGAUGAGCAGCGGCGUAUAGGAGAAACGGAGCAGACGUCGGAAAGCGACGAUAUCCUGCUUGUCAAUCAUAUUAUCCCAGGAUUAUCUUGUCUGUGUGUCUGGAUUACCUCAAAACAGCAUUUUAAACCAAACUAGUCAAAACAUUUAACCCGCAGUUUGAGCUUUGAGGAGUGUUGGACGUUUGCAUCACUCGCACUUUCUUUCAAUGGGGGAGGAAAAACCGGACACGCUGGACUUUGUGAAGGAUUUUCAGGAGUAUCUGAGCCAGCAGACUCAACAUGUCAACAUGAUAUCAGGUUCUGUCAGCGGCGUUAAGGAAGCGGAUGAGCUGCCAGCAGACUGCAGUCAGAAUGGACUGGAUCACCCCUCAGUCGACAUGUCAUUGGAGGACAGCUCAGGGAUCCUGGUAGAUGGUUUCGAGAGGACCUAUGAUGGCAAGCUCAAGUGCCGCUACUGCAACUAUGCCACAAGAGGCACAGCACGACUCAUUGAGCACAUCCGAAUUCACACAGGAGAGAAACCUCACCGUUGCCACCUCUGCCCGUUUGCUUCGGCCUAUGAGCGUCACCUGGAGGCCCACAUGCGAUCGCACACAGGCGAGAAGCCUUACAAGUGUGAGCUGUGCUCCUUCCGCUGCAGCGAUCGUAGCAACUUGUCACACCAUCGCCGGAGACGUCACAAACUCCUGCCAAUGAAAGGCGCCCGCUCACUUUCCCAUAAGAAGAUGCUGAGUGUUUUACAGAAAAAAGCCAGCUCUUUGGGCUAUGGCCGCCGGCUCCUUAUCAAUUUCAGCCCUCCCUCUAUGGUGGUGCACAAGGCUGACAAUGUGAACGACUUUUCACAUGAGCUGCCCCACUUACGUCAGGAAACCUAUGAUAAUCAAAGUCGAGCAGGCGAGGAUGGCCUGUCUGCAAACCAAAAUCACCAUCACCAUGAUAUGGUUGUGGAUAACCCCCUGAACCAAUUGUCUACUCUGGCAGGCCAGCUGGCCAGCCUCCCUUCGGAGUCCCAGGCCCAGACUCAGCCUUCCAUGUCUCCAGGAGCAGAGUCUAUCAUUGAUGAGAAGCCAUUCCUCAUUCAGCAUCCACACCCUGCCACGGCUCCCGUGGCUGUCACAGCCAGUAUGGCUCAUGCUUCUUCCUCAUCUCCAAUCACCCCAGAGCCCCGGGCUCCACCUCACAGUAAUUGCAGUCCUGGAGCGGGACCGUGCAGUGAGCACAGUGGGCGCACCAGCACCCCUAGUAUCUCCAACAGCCAGCCCAGUACGCCAGCUCCCGGCCUGUCUGCCCCUCUUCAGGACCCCCACAUGCUGCAUCACUGCCAGCACUGUGAUAUCUACUUCCCUGACAACAUCCUUUACACCAUCCACAUGGGCUGCCAUGGCUACGAGAACCCAUUCCAGUGCAACAUCUGUGGCCACAAGUGCAAGAGCAAGUACGACUUUGCCUGCCACUUUGCGCGCGGGCAACACAAGUAAUGGAUGAAUGAGGAAAAGAUUAAAAAGAACUUUUAAUGGAUUGCUUUGUUUUAUUAUUUCUAUAGUAAUAUUAUUUAUUUAUCUUUCAUUUGGCCUUUAUGUAGCCUUGUCUUUGAAAGUUGUACUUACACAGGAAAAUAUCAAGAUUCAGAUUCAAUUUGUAUAGUUGAAGGUGCCCAUUCAAGUGUAUUAAUAAGAUGAUCAGUGUUUUUGACAGGUUGAGAAUUUAUUUGUGACGGUGGUGGCAGUGGCAUUCAUCUGUUAUCAUAGAUCUAGAACCAAACUUCACAACAUAGUCAAGCUAAGAAAAGUUAUUGAACAUAUAAGGCUACUAAAUUCACAGUAUUGAUUUGAAAAAGAAAAAUGCCUUGCUCAAAAAUAGACUGCAGUACAUAUGUUGGCUCUUCCCCUAAGAAUAGAAAAUCUUGUAGCUGGUAACCUGUUCAGAUCUUUUCUACAAGUUAUAUGAAAACCAGUGACUGCUAAAAGCUGCAAUCCAACAUUUUUUUGUAAAUUAUCUUAGAAAGUCGUAUAAUGUUGCAUAUAGACAUUUGGAAAUGGAACAACUGAAUCGUGGACAAAUCACUGCUCAGGAGAAGAUACAUGAUUAGUUUCCUAAUGCAAUGUUUUUGUUGUACUGACUGAAAAUUGACUGAAAUCUCCAUAAACACAGUAUCACAUAACUUUAGCUUGCUUGUCCAGAAAGUGAAGGAUGGCGGUUCUACUAGAAUAUCAAAAUGGCAUUAACAGAGUGUCCAUUUAGAACAAUAUAAAGUAGUAAAAAGGAAACUCCACACAAAUAAAUUCUCAAUACUCCUGGAGCUUUAACCAAGUAUUGCUCUAAUAUUACUAACUCAGGCGUGAAACUGUUGGCCUUGAGGUAUCUUACCUAAGCCGCCUUGUUGAAAUUAUUUCAGCGCUUGGUGCAUUAUUACAAUUUCUUUGCAGUGCCUGACAUAGUCACUUUCUUGUGUGUCCAAGUUAAAAAGGACUGUUACUUUGAAGAUGAAUAUAUAUUAUUACACUAGUCUCUUCAGACCCAGAACCUUAGGAAAAAAGUUUGGCCAUUGUAGUUUUUUUUAUGGUAGCAAUGAUUUUUUUAUUUUUUUUUGCCAAAAUUCUGCUACAUGAAUGCUGCUAACAAACUUGAGAAUCAGUGCCAGCUGUACUAUAAAGAUGGCAUUGACAGUAAAACCUGGCCAAACUGUGUAUCAGAGGGUUUUGGUCAGCCAGCUAAGUUGUCAAACUAGACCAUUAUUGAAGUUGUGUUGUUUUAAAGUUCCUCCGUACAGUGCCCUUCCUUGACUUCCAUCAUGGUUGCUUCACUUAAUUUGAUAAAAAAGGGUUUUGUGUAUCCUUUUAAUUGCAUCAUGCCACUUUCUGACCUUUCAAUAUUGUAUGAAGUCACUUUAAUAUUCAGUAUCUCCAUGUUUAGGAGAGAAUCACAAAGUCUUGUGUCUCAUGGGAACACAUUCAGAAUGGCCACGUAGCACUGGGUUGCCACGUUUUAGCCUCUGUGAUGACACACUAAGAUGUCCAUCAUAUUGAUCCCAGUGCUUUUCUGAAUAUUUACUGAGUAUUGUAUUCUGAAUGGUUGGAUAGAUGUUCAGUGUCAAGCAAAACCGUGCUGCAGUUGAGACUGCUCCUUUAGCAAGAUUGUCCUGUGUCUUGAGUACUGUUGUCUGUUGCUUAGCAACACGUGUGAAGAACAUAGUUAUCUGUUUUUAGGACCACCUCCUUGUUACCUUACUUACCAGUAAUGGGGGCAUCCAGUAAUGACUGCCUUAUGUUCUCUCAUUGUGUCGUAGGUUCAUAGGUAAUCGUGAAUGUUUAAGCCUUCUGGCGGUGACAUCCUUCUGGGAUGGCAAAUCAUUGUGAGAUGGAUUAAAUCUGACUAAUUUAUAAGUAAAGUG